CAUUAGUGUGGUAAACACGGCUGUAAAAGCAAGUUUGUUGAAAAUGGUCACUGGACGAGCGCUUCAUUUUGUAUUUAAAAUACCAGAUAGAAAAUUAACUUGCAAAUUUUAUCGAGAAAUUCUUGGGAUGAAGGUGUUACGACACGAGGAAUUUUCCGAAGGUUGUGAAGCAGCCUGUAAUGGACCAUAUGCAAAUAGAUGGAGUAAAACCAUGAUAGGAUAUGGAACAGAAGAUACUCACUUUGUGAUAGAAUUAACUUAUAAUUAUGGGAUCAAAGAAUACAAAGUGGGAAAUGAUUUUGGUGGUAUUACAAUUCGGUCUAGAGAAGCACUUCAAAGAGCACGAGCUGAUGGAUGGCCACUGCAAGAAGAAAAUGGAAAGUUUGUUUUACAAGCACCUGGCGGUUAUAAGUAUUAUAUUAUUGAUGAACCUCAACCUGUAAAUAAAGAUCCUGUAGAAAAAAUAACGUUGUCUAGUUCAAAUAUUCAAAAAUCUAUUGCCUAUUGGAAGGAUAUCUUAGAAUUAAAAGUAUUUGAUCAAUCUGAGAAGAGUGUACUAUUAGGAUACAAUGAAGAUCAAACAAAGAUCGAAUUUAAAGACAUUGGUUCUGAAAUUGAUCAUGCUACAGCUUAUGGACGUAUAGCAUUCUCAAUUCCUCAUACAGAACAACCGGAAAUUCAAAAGAAAAUAAAAAAUAGUGGGCAUAAAAUAUUGACCGAUUUAAUCACUUUAGAUACUCCAGGAAAAGCUUCUGUGAGGGUCAUUAUUCUUGCUGAUCCAGAUGGUCAUGAGAUUUGCUUUGUAGAUGAUGAAGCAUAUCGCCAAUUAUCAGUUCCAGAUUAUCCCAGUGAAGCAAUUUUGGAUAGAUAUAUUAAAAAAGAAGGAUAAAUCAUUAAACAUUGAUGUUUUUAAAAGGCAAUAUUUUAUCUCAGUAUUACUUUAA
This is a messenger RNA of Frieseomelitta varia, 944 nucleotides long. Its product is annotated as glyoxalase domain-containing protein 4. NCBI's taxonomy places the organism in Eukaryota, Metazoa, Arthropoda, Insecta, Hymenoptera, Apidae. The record is from RefSeq and is a predicted model, not a curated record. The transcript is spliced from 6 exons. The coding region runs from base 44 to 889 and encodes 281 amino acids.